UCACCUUGCAUGCGCAUUAUUUUGUGCGCGAAGCACGCCAUUUUGCUGAACUGAAGUCUAAUCGGGAAAAGGCCGUAAGGUCCUAAUCUAAUAACAUCCUCUCAGCUACAGAGGAAAAUGGACCAUCAAUACGGCAUAGCUGUAAAUAACAAAUUUGCGCUCUUCCUAGACGAAGAGGAAGACCCAUUAGAAGUUUUAUCAAGGCAGGAGGAGCAAACUAAGAACAAGAAAAAAGAUGGAGAAAAGAAGACCACGAAAUCGAAACAGAAAAAAACACCUGUCGUCGAGACGAAAGCUAAAGUGCCUGAGCCGCCAGUUGUGAAAAAAGAAGAGAAAACAGUACCUCCUAGGCAAAGUGACAGGGGUGGUAGAGGUUCAGCAAACAGGAAUAGGGAGCCUAGAGAAAUCCGUGAUAAUGAUGGAGAAAAGCGCCCUCCACGAAGACAGGGACCAAAAGAGAACCGUGAGGCCAGGGUAGGAGAUGAGAAUGUACCUCCAGAGUUCAGGGAACGACCUGAAGGUUUUAGGCGAAGAGAAGAUAGAGGUGAUCGUGAAGGUGGUUUUGGUGGUGAAAGGGCUAGGGGCAGAGGAAGAGGUAGGGGGAGAGGACGUGGUGACAGGGGAGGCUUUGGCCCAAGAGGAGGUUUUGGUGAGCGCAGUGAUAGAAAGCGCGAGUUUGACCGUCACAGCGCCUCUGAUAAAACAGGUGUCAAGCCUGUUGAAAAGAAAGAAGGGGGUGGCUCAUACAAUUGGGGCAAUUUCAAGGAUGAUCUUGAAGAACCAACCCCCCAGAAUGAAUCUACUGAGUGGGCAAAUCAAACAGAGCCUGGAACUGAAAACCCUGAGCUUAAUGAAAGUGCUGAGGGUGAACAAGCUCCCGAAGAGGAUCCUCAACCACAGGAAAUGACCUUGGAUGAAUGGAAAGCGUUACAGACACAAAACAAACCCAAGGCAGACUUCAACAUUCGCCAAGCUGGUGAAGGUGAAGAUACCACCAAGUGGACUAAAGGUCGUGAAUACCACAAGAAGCAUGAAGAGGAAGAUGAUGAAGAAGAAGAAUCUGAGGAAGAGGAAGAUGAGGAAGAUCGUCAUGCUCGUGGCAAACAGUUGGUAACUGACAUCCGCAUUACCUUCAAUGAUAAUCCAAGACGUGGCAGAGGCAGGCGUGGUGGCCGUGGAGGUGCUGAAAGAGGUGGAUUGGAGCGUGGACGUGGUUCCCGUGGUGGUCCACGAGGAAUGGGUGGCAAGCCCAGAGAGUCUGCUCCUCGCUUUGAUGAUGAGGCAGAUUUUCCCUCACUUGUCAAGUCUGCUGCUUAACCAGACUAGCACAUUCAAUUUGCUUAGUUUGAUAACUAAGAUCUUAUCAAGAUAUUUUAUUUUUCACAACCUGGAGAAUCCAGCUUAAUUUGGAAAUAUCUACAAGUUCUUGAAAAACUUUUUGUACAUAUGUGACGACUGCCACUGGAAUUUAAUAAUUGUUGAGACUUUACUGAGAAUGUUUUUCACUUUAAUAUGUUGCAAGAAAGUUUUGCAGAUAGUACAUUACCUCUUCAUGCGUGGUGGGCUGAUUUUAUGGAUUAGUUGUGUGGGUCAUCAAAGGUCAUAUACUAAGUACAUGACCUGGUAUUUUUUGGCCAAGACUGACCUAGUAGAGACUAGACUGUUUACCACUGAUGACAUAAUUAUUUAAAGUGUUCUUUGCUAUUACUAAAGAACAGUCUGUCCAUAAAUUUGCUUAUUCCAUACAUCAUGUACAUUUUGCUCCCACGUUGACAAAGGUAUGUUAGUGUGAUUUUCAGUACUGGUACAAAUGCUGUAUGACUUGUUCAUCUCAUGGGUCAGAUUAAUCAUUAGACAUUUCCUGCAUUCAUUUUUUUUUAACAUGGAUAGAUGUAUUUUUUUAAUGUGGAAAAGUAUUCUAAAUAAUGUAUUCAUUAUUGAAAGGUGGUAGAUUUAAUACUUUUUAAGGCUGUAUUUGUAAGGUCAGGAAUGGUUGUAUUAUAUUGUUUUAAAAUAGCAUGGGACUAGCCAUUUUAUUUUAGACUUCAUUUUCUACUUCAAUUUGGUUUUUAAACAUAACUUGCUGAAACAAAUUGUUAUACAAGUAAGAUAUGGAGCUUGAGUGUGAAGCAAAUGUGUUCUGCAAAUAUUGUGUUAUGUUGAGUGUUGCAUUUGAGAUUGUCCAGUGUAAUUUGUGUGAUUUGUUUUUGACAGAAAAUUAAAUUAAUAAAUAUCCCUUUA
Biomphalaria glabrata is the source of this 2241-nucleotide messenger RNA. RefSeq names its product plasminogen activator inhibitor 1 RNA-binding protein-like. NCBI's taxonomy places the organism in Eukaryota, Metazoa, Mollusca, Gastropoda, Planorbidae. Bases 118 to 1317 code for a protein of 399 amino acids. The transcript has 7 exons. Gene Ontology annotation, molecular function: RNA binding. The record is from RefSeq and is a predicted model, not a curated record. Gene Ontology annotation, cellular component: nucleus; cytoplasm.